AAUGGCAGCGACGAUUCUUCGUCCUUUAUGAACACGGCUGCUUGCGCUUCGCUCUGGAUGAAUCGCCAAGCACGCUACCGCAAGGGACGGUCAACAUGAACCUGUGCACCGAUGUGAUCGACGCUGAGGCCAGAACCGGACAGAAGAACGCUCUGUGCAUCAACACCCCAGAGCAGGAGUACUACAUACGAGGAGACAACAAGGAGAUCAUCAAUGGAUGGACUGAACAGCUUGUGGUUUAUCCCAGAACCAACAAGCAAAAUCAAAAGAAGAAGCGCAAAGUGGAGCCAGCAACCUCACAGGAACCAGGCCCAGCGAAGGUAGCGGUGACCGGCUCGGGCAUCCCAGAAGCGGAGAAGACGCCAGACUGCAGUUCCAUCAUAUGGCCAAGCAGAGAGACGGAGGAGUCGCAGACGUGGAGCGAGAUGCCGCCUGUCGGCUCACCACUGCCCUCUGCAGGUGCGGAAGACAUCCAGACUAGGGCUGUCGGUUUAACCGGUGAGGGCUCGAUGGUGAGCCGGUGCUCGAAUCAGAGCUCUGUGAACGGGGACGAGGUGGAUCGGAGCGGGCUCUUCUUCCACUCGGCUGUUUCCCAGCCCUCUCAUGACCCCCUGUCGCCCGCGGGCAGCUCGUCCAGCCGGCACAGCACAGAGAUGGGGGGCGUCCCGCGCUGCCUGUCCCCUGCAUCCAGCGACCCCUUCCCAUCAGGCAGCAGCCUUCUGUCCAACGGUUCCCACAUCAGCGGCUCCAUGAGCUCUCUGGACUCGGAUGCCAGCGGCAGCACCUCUCUGUCCCGCCGCGGAGACGCAGAGAACCGCAAGCCUGAGAAACGGAGCCGUCUGCGCAGCCCGGAGAGACAGGAGUCUGUGUUCAGCCCGGAGAGAAGGCUGGUUCAGUGCGAGGUUUGGUGGUUUCUCAACAAUGUGAGCGGUCGAGAUUUUGAUCAGGCCUCUUGUUUUUAUGGCAUUCUUUACUGA
This is a messenger RNA of Sinocyclocheilus rhinocerous, 977 nucleotides long. Its product is annotated as myosin phosphatase Rho-interacting protein-like. Lineage: Eukaryota; Metazoa; Chordata; Actinopteri; Cypriniformes; Cyprinidae. The transcript has 6 exons. Gene Ontology annotation, cellular component: actin cytoskeleton. Gene Ontology annotation, molecular function: actin filament binding. Bases 96 to 977 code for a protein of 293 amino acids. The record is from RefSeq and is a predicted model, not a curated record.